UCACAAACCCCAACACCCAACCACCCAACCAACACAACAACACACUGGCAACAGAGCUUGGUCCUUCCAUUCUACAUUUAUUUGGUCUGCUCGAUCUUGCUUGGCUGUACAUACAAACAAAGGACUGUUGUGCCCCAUCAACAGUGUCAUCACAAACAGAACCAGCACCACUCGUUGCGCUGUUCAAUUUGCCCAUCCACUGCUGUUUUCGGCUCUCCUUCAUAAAAGUAACCCGUCCCACAGUCUACUCCAGUACACGCAUUCGCCAUCAUCAUGUCAAAGCCUGUGAUUACAGUUCCCACCAAGACCAUGACUUGGGAGGAGUUCUACGAAAAGACCGAUAACGCCAACAAACUCAUGGACCGCGUCUGGUACUGUUUGGCGGUCUCGGAUCCUGGUGUGGCCAAGCAAAAGGUCUUUUGGGAACAUUGGUACUGGUCCGACAAGGGAGACAACAACGACGACAAGGAACUCAACAACAAGUUGGGGCAGAAUCAUACCUUGACCAUUGAGACUGACGGCAAGGAGGUGGAUUAUCCCAUUUGGCCAGUCAAAUUUGACAAGACCAUGUUCAAAAUGUAUCCAGCCAUUGACCUCAAAUGCAUGAUUAUUGCACCCUUUGGUAUUGGCAUGACCCCCGUCCAAUUUCCCACGGACGAUUCUCGCACUGAAUUCCGUGUCGACUUUGCCAACGUGAUGGGCAAGAAAAUGUACUUUAUCUUUGCAUUGGAUCCAUUAAUGGCGGAGGAGACAAAGUCGGCCUGCUACGAGAAACUGGAGACAGAGCACGGUGUCAAGAAGGAAUGGUUCCAUGAGAUUCAAUGGGAAAAAGGCUAUCAAAUUGGAUCUACAGGAGAACCUGACAUCAACCCCAAGAAGUAGAGACUUGACUUGCUUCCUUUUAGAUAGAGGGUAACAUAUGUGUGUAGUAGUUUUAUGUACGUUAU
Molecule: messenger RNA, 947 nt
Organism: Seminavis robusta
Lineage: Eukaryota; Bacillariophyta; Bacillariophyceae; Naviculales; Naviculaceae
Source: the annotation of a GenBank genome assembly